GUAUAUACACACACACAUGUGUGCGUGUGUGUCAAAUCGUGUUUUUCAUUUAUCGGGUAAAAACAACGGCCAAAAAACAUGAAAAUUGUAUUCAGCAUUCGUGGACAGAAAUAGCGCCACCCACCCAACAGAGAGCAGAAAAAGUUUUGAAACUGAAUUUGCCUUACAGCGUAUUUGGGGUCGAUUGGCUUAAUUAUGGAUGAGCAAUCACCUGGGCGGGGAUUGCACACGAUGAGAAUUUCAUUUCAAAUAUCUAGUUUCUAUUGCAGUUCGCUGUCAUGGAAAAAUCGUGUCGCCCCAAACGCAAUCGUCGGCACAGCAGACGCGCCUGGCCACCAGAGGAUGAUCUGCAUCUGACUCGAGCUACGAAGCGCCUGUUUACGCCCGACAUAAAACGAAUGCUGAAGGAUUGGCUUAUACGACGACGCGAGAACCCGUAUCCCAGCAGAGAGGAGAAGAAGCAGCUGGCCGGAGAGACGGGCUUGACGUAUACACAGAUCUGCAAUUGGUUUGCCAAUUGGCGGCGCAAGUUAAAAAACUCGGAGCGAGAGAAGGCCAAGAAGUCUUGGGGCCAUCUGAUCAAGAAUUACAAUCACAACGCACGAGGCAAUGUGGAACAGUUUAGCAUCUCGUCCGAGGACAGCAUUUGGGAGGAGGACAUGCGCGUGUGCGCAGCCGAAGAUGAUGAGAAUGGUGAAGAUGACGAUGAGCUGUCCAGUCGCAGCACGGCCAGUGAUGGCAUUGACAACAAUGCCUCCACCUGCUCGGCGCCAUAUAAGCCCAAUUUUUAUGUGGAAUCCGAGCUGCUGCCGAACCAGGCGCAAGGUGAACGCGUGCCCAUGUUGCCCACUGUGCCGGCUGGCAAGGCCAAGUACAAGCAGCAGAUGAUGGAGAAGUAUCUGCGCGAUAGCAAUGUACUGGAUGCCAGCAUGCCGGCGAACACAAGCGACAACAAUGGCACCCAGUUGAACAAGUGGCUGGAGAGCGCCGCCAGAUUCACGCCGGAUAGGCACAACUAUCACAUUGAGUGGAAUAUGAGCAGGCACAAAUGCGCCAAUCAGGAGCGGCCCGUGCAGAGCGAGGUGCUGUUCACCAGCGAUGCCACCGCUGCGGCACGUGGCGAGCGUUGGCUGCUCCACCACAAGGACGAGCUGGAUGCUGCCGAAGCGCUGGCGAAUUUAGCCUUUAACUGCAGGCAGCGCUGGCAUCACAUGGCAACCACAAUUACCUCCUAGACGGGACGCCACUGACGCCAUCAUUCCAGGCCGUUGGAAGAGUGCAAUCUAGUUUUAAGCUGUAAUCUAUAGUAUGAAAGACAAAUGACAAUUAUUUUGU
Messenger RNA from Drosophila novamexicana, 1335 nucleotides. Its product is annotated as homeobox protein Mohawk. Gene Ontology annotation, molecular function: DNA-binding transcription factor activity, RNA polymerase II-specific; RNA polymerase II cis-regulatory region sequence-specific DNA binding. The transcript has 3 exons. Gene Ontology annotation, cellular component: nucleus. NCBI's taxonomy places the organism in Eukaryota, Metazoa, Arthropoda, Insecta, Diptera, Drosophilidae. Gene Ontology annotation, biological process: regulation of transcription by RNA polymerase II; muscle organ development; cell development. Bases 279 to 1235 code for a protein of 318 amino acids. The record is from RefSeq and is a predicted model, not a curated record.